Molecule: messenger RNA, 1025 nt
Organism: Drosophila subobscura
Lineage: Eukaryota; Metazoa; Arthropoda; Insecta; Diptera; Drosophilidae
Gene: Lipt2
Product: putative lipoyltransferase 2, mitochondrial
Exons: 1
Coding region: 281-979 (232 amino acids)
Biological process (GO): protein lipoylation
Cellular component (GO): mitochondrion
Molecular function (GO): lipoyl(octanoyl) transferase activity
Source: RefSeq, a predicted model, not a curated record
UAAUAUUUAAUUGUACCAAGUACAACACAACAAGACUAAGCUACCCAUCGCUAAGGAAAUAUAAUAAAUUCUUCGAAAAAGAACAAAUUAGCUCAUACUAAACAUUAAUCGAGUUCAUCGACAAAAUUUGAGUAAAACUGUAACAAGUUACAUAUCUCGACGUGGCGAUUUCCACAUUGUAAAGGCGGGCGGCCAAAUAAUCCCCCUCUACCCCAACAUAAAACCUCAAAAAAAAAAAAAUAAUAAUAAAAAAUGAAUAUAAAUAAUAAAUAAACAUAUUAUGUGCGUAAGGCAACCGCUCGUGACCGUGGUGCGUUGUGGACUCCACAGCUAUGCCAGCGGACUGAAGUUGCAGCAACUUUUGGCGAAGUCUACACAAAACUUGGACGAUUUCGCUGAAUUUCGCAAUUACAUUGUUCUCCAGGAGCACGAUCCUGUAUACACAAUAGGCAUUCGGACCAAGAACUAUACAAAAGAGGACGAAGAUCGGCUGCGAAAAUUGGGAGCAGAGUUCCAUCGUACGGAUCGUGGGGGUUUGAUCACUUUCCAUGGGCCUGGCCAGCUGGUCGCGUACCCCAUACUACACCUGCGGCAAUUCAAGCCGAGCAUCCGCUGGUAUGUAGCCUCCCUGGAGCGCACGGUGAUAGAGACAUGUCGGCAGCUUGGUAUUCCAGAUGCUACGACUACCCAGGACACAGGCAUUUGGGUGGGCGACCACAAGAUUUGUGCCAUUGGCGUGCACGGCUCUCGUUAUGUCACCACCCAUGGAAUUGGCUUGAAUUGCUGCACUGAUCUGAAAUGGUUUGAACACAUCAUCCCCUGUGGUAUCGAGGGCAAAGGUGUCACCUCUCUCAGCAAACAGCUCGGCAGGCAUAUCGGCAUCCCGGAGGCCACUAACGCCUUUCUCAGCAGUUUUGCCAACAUUUUCAAGUGUCGUCUAGCGGAGCAGGCAGAUGCAGUGACACGGGACAUAAAAUAGCAGAUUGUGAUACAAAUAAAAAAGAAAAAAUAUCUCAUAAAUGUUU